Nezara viridula (southern green stink bug) is the source of this 255-nucleotide messenger RNA. NCBI's taxonomy places the organism in Eukaryota, Metazoa, Arthropoda, Insecta, Hemiptera, Pentatomidae. The record is from the annotation of a GenBank genome assembly.
AUGACCGGUGGUUGUUGGUCAUCUGUCACUGGGCGCAUAAAGCGCUUGUCGCCAACUCCGCCGAUUGUGAAGCCACACAACGAUUUGCCUUGGAACAUCAGGAAAUUCGUGCACAAUCAGCUGGGAAGGUUCAACUUCUCGGAUGACCUGCGGUUGGUGGAGCCUUGGUCUAAGUCGAACUGGUCUCAUACCGACUUGCCUCGUCUGAAAGAAGGCCUCGUGGGAGGGCAGGUAAGCCGGCAGUUAUUUAUUUGA